UAAAACAGUUGGGGACACAAACAGUUCCAGAGUCUGCUAUUUCCAAACCUGCCUUCUACACUGUGGAGGCAAAGUCUGAGAGAGGACCUGCCAUCACCAUGAAAACACUUAUUGCAGCUUACUCCCAAAAUCAGAGUGGGAGCCAUGCCAGCAUCCAGGCUGCCCUGCGCACUCUGCUCACUGCCCCCUGGCCCUCACAGUGGGACGUCCGGGCAUGCCUCCAGCUUCUCUCUGUCCUGCAGUGGGUGCUCAGCUUCUUGUUCAUGGGAAUCAUUUCCCUGCUUCUCCUCAUCUAUUUGGUUUUCACCAGUUUCUGGCCGAUUUCUGCUUUGUACCUGGUCUGGCUAAUCUUUGACUGGGACACACCGGAGCGAGGUGGGAGGAGGUUCACAUGGUUGCGGAAAUGGGCUGUCUGGAGGCACUUCCGAGAUUAUUUCCCUAUUCAGCUGGUGAAAACUCAUGAUCUGCAUCCCAGCCAGAAUUACAUUAUUGGUUCACACCCUCAUGGGAUCCUCUGUGUUGGGGCCUUCUGCAACUUUAUCACUGGGUCCACUGGCUUCUUUGAGAAGUACCCUGGUAUCAGGCCCUUCCUGGCCACGCUGGGUGGCAACUUCUGGAUGCCUUUCUUCAGGGAAUAUCUGAUGAGUGGGGGCCUGUGCCCUGUAACACGCCAGGCCAUAGGGUACCUGCUGUCCCGGAAUGGUACUGGCAAUGCUGUAGCCAUUGUGAUUGGUGGUGCGGCCGAGUCACUGUCCUGCCAGCCGGGAAUCACCACAUUAAUCCUUAAGAACCGCAAGGGCUUUGUCCGGAUGGCAUUGCAGCAUGGGGCACAUCUGGUUCCCUCCUUCUCCUUUGGGGAGAACGAGCUCUUUCGACAGGUGGCGUUCAAAGAUGGCAGCUGGAUGAGGAACCUACAGGAGAGGUGCCGAAAGCUGCUGGGCUUUGCCCCUUGUCUCUUCUAUGGACGGGGCUUAACCUCUGUCCAUUCCCGAGGUUUCCUGCCCUUCCCCAGGCCCAUCACCACUGUUGUAGGAGAACCCAUGACAGUGCCCAAGAUUGAGGACCCAAGCCACGAAACGGUGGAUCUGUACCAUGGAAUGUACAUCCGCUCCCUGCUUAAACUCUUCAACGAGCACAAAGCCAGAUAUGGCCUCUUGGAGACAGACAAGCUGAGGAUCUUGUGAAUGAGACCAGAAAGAAGCUGGGGACUGGGAAGAGACAGGGCAGCAAAGCCCUAAUCCUGGAUAACUGCCUGUUCUUGGGGGUUGGCUACCAGCCUCCCUGGCAGGGCAGGGACUCUCAGGGAUGUAUAAAGGAUUCUGGGUGAUGUGGUGCCUGCAGCAGCAGAGGAUUUAACUUGAUGACCCAGCAGGUCCCUUCCAGUCCCGCAUCCUAGAUUCUGACAUACAAUUCAGCCAUGCCCCAGCUGCUCUGCCUCCUACUCUAACCCUGACCCUUACUCACCCUCUCAGUGCAGCUCCAAUGGCUGUCUCUCUGUUCCUCCUGUGCCUCCAGGAUGAAUGAGGAAAGGAGGAGCAUUGUACAUUCUGCUGCACAUCCUGCAUGCUUUAUACUCCCUUCUGUGGGCAAUGCAGUGGGCCAGUGCACCAGCUAUAUCAGAUCCUGAGGCCCCUUCAGGAAAGAAGAAAAAAAGGACAGGAAGGAGCACAGGGAGGGACUGGCGCUGAGCUUGAAAGGGGAAGUGUGACAUAAGCAGAGAGGACUGGGAUAGGUGUGGGAGGGACACUUCUUUGGCCAAGCCCUGCUAUCCUUGGGAAGAUGAAUAGUAGCUUUGUGCUACUGCUGAUGGAGCCCAAGGGUGGGAUUAUGCAGGCUACAUCCUGCCUGAGACAGGAGGAGGGUGAGGUAGAUGGAAAGGAGAAGGAGGGGAGAGGGUGGGAAGAAUGGAGGCAAUGCCCCUGACACGUAACUGAAGUAGUGGUUGUGAGAGGAGGCUGCAGGCCCCUGUGGGAGAAUGGUACUGUGAUGGGCAGAGGCUUGAGACACUUCAGCUCUUUGUCUGGGAAGGCUGACAACUCUGUAGUCUUGUGCCCGUGUUGAGUGCAGAAUGGAGCCUCUUUGAAGGUUUCUCCAUUCACCUGCAUGCUCUGUACAUCUGAUUAUGGGCAUACUCCUGGCACUGGGUUGUCAGGCUGUUCACGUGAAUGUGUCAUCUCUCUACUGCAGGGAGAGUUUUCCCUCUGCUGGUCAGAGUUACCACCUAAGCCUGGGCCUCAGAAACAGGAAAGGAUAUGGCCAGGGCUUCCCUAUAUGGUGAGAGUUGCCAUGAGGAAUGGCAUUCAGGGUAAAGCUCUUGAGAGUCUGUCCACAGUAGGGUGGGAGGCCUAAGUCCCUUUCAUUUCCCUUUCUCUGUCCCACAUGUCCUGUGUUCCCUGCAUACCCUGCCAAACCUGUGUCCAUCACUGCAGUUUCCCUAUGGCCCUCUGCCAUUCUGCCCAGACCCUAGGUGCCUCAGCUUCCAGCCUUCUCCAUCUCUGUAUUUCCUGUUGGGUCCAGGGCAGGUGGCAGCUGAAAAGGCCAGUGCACAUUGAGGCUUCAUCUGGAGAUAUAUCAGGUCCUAGAGAAGCAACAGGUGUUUCCCUAGGGCCUGGCAGAUUGCAGUGAUUUCUGGGCAGUUUGUGACCAGAAAGAGAUUGACCUAUUGGAGGGAGAUGGGAGGAAUGUCCAGGGGCCAGAGGGAAAUCUAUCAAGUUUGGUUAAGCAAUGACAAUGUGGUGGGAAGUACACAGAGGGUAAGGUGUUAUUUAGCUGCAAAGGGGUGUGUGUCUAUCAGUGAGAGAAUGCAGACCCGUAACUUCCAGUCAGGGAGAGGCACGGGCUGGAGAAUCCUCUCCCAAGGGGUAGGGGUGGACUGCCAGAACUUGAGACAUUUCACAUAAACCUCAUCAAAGCACUGUGGUGUAGGGGCCCAUCCUGUUCUGGCCCCAGGGCUGGGUGAGAAGCUCUGCUGAGGUGUUUCCAUCUUUGUGUUGCUUAUCCUGUGUCUAAUACAGUGUUACAGCUCUCAGAUGGAUGUGGACUGUGCUGUAUGAAGUGGG
Messenger RNA from Gavialis gangeticus (Gharial), 3059 nucleotides. RefSeq names its product diacylglycerol O-acyltransferase 2-like. Bases 99 to 1184 code for a protein of 361 amino acids. The transcript is spliced from 8 exons. NCBI's taxonomy places the organism in Eukaryota, Metazoa, Chordata, Crocodylia, Gavialidae. The record is from RefSeq and is a predicted model, not a curated record. Gene Ontology annotation, cellular component: endoplasmic reticulum membrane. Gene Ontology annotation, biological process: lipid metabolic process.